AGUGAGCUGCAUGGUGACAGGAAGCAUCAGAAUGAUGCAAAUGGACAUCCUGCACACACACACAGACACACACACUGUGUCAACCUGAGGGACAUCUUCACCUCUUUGUACCAGGUGCCUCCUGUUCUUCUCCAGGUGUUUGACCUCAGUUCAACAUGGACACUGACUUCAUUCUUGAGGAGGUCGUGUACAUGAGGCCAUCCUCGUUCUCAGACAAAGAGCGGUUGCGCUACAGAGCAGAGAAGAUGCUCAUGAGGCAGUUUGUGCUCAUGAAGCAGAAGCAUGAGAUUCCCUCUAAUUUAUCUACUAUAGAUAUGAAGAAGUGGCUGCUGGGUGGAAGAAGCUUCCUGGAAGAGUUUCGGGAAAUAGCAGAAAGGGCAGACGCCAGGAAGCUCCUUCUGGCUGAACUGGCUUGGAUCUCAGCGAGACGCCUCUGUGUGAACCAGCUGGAGAAGGAGGUCCAGGAAGAUCUUCAAAACGAGGAGCGCCUUUCGCUGCAGUUCAGAAGAAAGGUCACAUUGGAGGGUCUUGAGAUGUUUCUCUCAGUCAUCUGCCCAAAAGCACAACAGGAUGUUCAAGCCUUCUUCCACCAACUGUCCAAAAAGCUACUUGACACCACCACUAGCACUCGCACCGGCAAGCGUACCAAACUAGCUCUGUUUGCCAAGUUUCAAAGAACCACUGCACCUUUAGUGCCACAGGUGGUGAAAACUGCUCUGGAGUUCCUCCUGCAUAAACCAGAACCACUUGUUGAGGUCAGGACCUCCCAGAUGGCGGGUGCAGCCUGCAACAGUGGCUCCAGUUUGGCCUUCAUUCUGAAAAGUAGAGCCAAAGCUGCCAGCCCUCAGAUUGGCAAACAGCUGGCUGACACAUUAGGAACAUGCCCAAGUCUGAACAGGACUUUGACUAAAGCUCGACUCCUGAGUAUCUGCACGGCAGUGGCCUUUGAUAUUGUCAAAGCCAUUUACAAAAGAUUUUCGGACCACUCCAAAACCUUCCACAUAAUGGACUUUGACGGAAGCUUUAUCAUUGGACCGUACGUCAUUUGUGCCAUCCAGGACAUGGACGACAGAGCACGACAUGCUGCAAACAGACGUACUCCCCGCCAGGAUAAGAAGAACUGCACGGCUCCAGAGGCGUGCAGUGUUGUGGCUGCAGAAAAAAGUAAUGAAAUGAAGGACAAAGAGGAGAAGCAAGGACUGUUUCACUUCUUCGGUCGAAUGUGGAAAAAGAUGAUGCGUGUGUCCACUGAGGAGUGAAGCACACCAGCUGCUCGCUACACUCUACUCGCAAAUCAUAUAAUUUAAUAAAUUAGAAGCAAAGAG
Molecule: messenger RNA, 1325 nt
Organism: Larimichthys crocea (large yellow croaker)
Lineage: Eukaryota; Metazoa; Chordata; Actinopteri; Sciaenidae
Exons: 8
Coding region: 156-1259 (367 amino acids)
Source: RefSeq, a predicted model, not a curated record